This is a messenger RNA of Effrenium voratum, 1056 nucleotides long. Lineage: Eukaryota; Dinophyceae; Suessiales; Symbiodiniaceae. The record is from the annotation of a GenBank genome assembly.
CGGGCAGGAUGCUCGCGUAGAUGCAAUCCGGCGGGUGCCUUUGUGGACCCUUGCUGCUGCUCAUGAGCGCCCCUCGUUCUCAAUCUUUUGCUGUGCAAGGUGAAACACCGGCGAAGAUGGGCGUGGCUCGAUCACAGUCCUUCGCAGGCUACCUUGAAGGUUCGGCUUCGCGACAGACGCCAGCCGCCGUAGACGAAGAGGGGGGACAAGAGGAGGCGGAGGAGCUGCCUGCCAUGCAGCAGCCAUCCACGGGGCCUGCGACUCCCCAGCGGCCCCAGGAGCUCCGGGAGCUGAGUACCGAGGUGCCAAGGGAACCCUCCUGGCCCUCGGACGGGGUGUCGUCCUGGAAGAAUGCGGAGGUGUCUACACCAACCUCUGUGUCCUCGGCUGGGAAAGCUGCUGGCGAGAGCCAGCCAACUGCACAGGGCUCCCUGGGGAACGCGGCCUGGGACGCCGCCUCUCCGGAGUCGAAGGCCGGCAGCGGAACACCCAAGAAGUGCGCGCCCAAAAAUCCCUUCUGGGUGCAGCCAGAGGUUGCAGCAAACAAGAAGGUCUCCCGCGGCAGCUGCGACGGGAUGAGCAGCUUCCUCUCCGGGGCUGCGCCCCUCCGUUGCCUCAGCGAUGUGGUUGACGCCGGCGACCGCAACUUCGAAAUCGAAAUUGCGGAGGAAGAUCUCACCACAGUGCACAUCAGCAGCUGGGAGCAACGGCUGGACUGGCGGAGCUUCCUGAGCGAGGCCGUUGCAUCCAGCCUAGCCCGGCAAGCGUUCAUGAACUUCGAUGUGGAGGCGGAGCCGCCUUCCUACCCGAGACCGCCGCCCUCGGCCAGAUCCGCCGCGGUGGCGCAUGGCGUGGCUCCAAGUGGCUCAGGUUAGCCAAGUAAAUGCUCAGACAGAGAUCUCUCAUCACGGGCGUGCACAAGAGGUUGAGCAGGGCCGGCAACUGCUUCUGGAGGCCUGCUCUGACCCGCAGGUCUCAAUCGCGUAGGGCUAACUGACCCACGCCUGGUUUCACAGCCCCUGGCUUUCAGAGUAUCAGCCAUAUUGCAGCCUCGGG